UUUAGACCAAAAAAAUUUAACUGGGUCCUGGUAAACCGAAACCUAUAAACUUAGGAGCAUCGGCUUGCAUAAACCAAUUAACUAACGGUUCAAUGAAGAAAGCCAAGAUGCUUGUGACCACUGGAGCACAGUGCGAAUCGUUAUUGCGAAAACUUUCGUCUUUGCAAUCCUUUUCCGAAACCAAAAAGCUGCACGCAUUCAUGCUCACACUUGGUCUAUUCUCCUCCUCCGAGCUUUGCUGUAAGCUUGCCACAACAUACGCGCAAUGCCACCACGCUUCCUAUGCAUCCCACCUGUUUAAGAAGUUGCCUCAACCGAGUUUGUUCUCCUGGAAUGCUAUGAUGAGAAUGUAUGUCCAAAUUGGGCGCCCCUUUGACGCCCUCAACUUGUUUGUUGAAAUGCUUGACUCGGGUCAGACCUUUCCUGACAAAUUCACUUACCCGGUUGUUAUCAAGGCNUGUGGUGACUUGUCUUUGAUUGAUGUGGGAGUUGGAGUUCAUGGGCAGGCCUGUAAGUUUGGUUUCGAUUCUGACACAUUCGUCCAGAACACUUUGUUGGCAAUGUAUAUGAAUGUUGGGGAGAAAGAAACAGCCCAACUGGUUUUUGACUUGAUGCAGGAACGGACUGUGAUUUCUUGGAAUACCAUGAUAAAUGGGUACCUUCGGAAUAACUGUGCCGAGGAUGCACUGAGGGUUUAUGAUAGAAUGGUGGAUGAGGGUGUUGAGCCUGAUUGUGCAACCGUGGUUUCAGUAUUGCCUGCUUGUGGGCUUUUGAAAAAUCUGGAGGUUGGGAGGAGGGUUCACCGGUUGGUUCAGGAGAAAGGAUUUUGGGGAAAUAUUGUAGUUAGGAAUGCAUUGCUGGACAUGUAUGUUAAGUGUGCUCAGAUGAAAGAAGCGCGCGUGCUAGCGAAUCAGAUGGAUGAGAAAGAUGUAGUAACAUGGACAACUUUGAUUAAUGGAUACAUUCUGAAUGGGGAUGCUAGAAGUGCUUUAAUGCUUUGUCGCAUGAUGCAGUGUGAAGGAGUGAAACCUAAUUCUGUAAGUAUAGCUUCUAUACUAUCAGCAUGUGGCAGUUUGGUUUAUUUGAAGCAUGGCAAGUGUCUCCAUGCAUGGGCAAUAAGGCAAAAGCUCGAUUCUGAGGUCAUUGUGGAAACUGCCUUGAUUGAUAUGUACGCCAAAUGUAAUCACGGCAACCUCAGUUAUAAAGUGUUUAUGGGAACCUCUAAGAAGAGAACGGCCCCAUGGAAUGCUCUUCUAUCUGGGUUCAUACAAAAUAAGCUUGCAGUAGAAGCAAUAAAACUUUUUAAGCAAAUGCAAGUGAAAGGUGUACAACCUGACAAUGCAACCUGUAAGAGUCUUCUUCCUGCAUAUGCUAUUCUUGCCGAUCUCCUACAGGCAAAGAACAUUCAUUCUUACCUUAUAAAAUCUGGAUUUAUUUACAGACUUGAAGUAGCAAGUAUUCUAGUCGAUAUUUACUCAAAGUGUGGAAGUUUAGGAUAUGCUCACCAGAUUUUUAAUACAAUUCCUCUAAAGGACAAGGAUAUUAUUAUUUGGAGUGGAAUAAUUGCUGCAUAUGGAAAGCAUGGGCAUGGAAAAAUGGCGGUGAGACUUUUCAAUCAGAUGGUACAAUCUGGAGUAAAACCAAAUCAAGUCACCAUCACCUGUGUUUUACAGGCGUGCAGCCACGCCGGUUUGGUUGACGAGGGUUUUUCUUUGUUCAAAUGUAUGCUCAAGCAACUGCAAAUUAUUCCCCAUGUUGAUCAUUAUACUUGCAUUAUUGAUCUUCUUGGACGUGCUGGUAGACUGAACGAUGCUUAUAGCCUUAUUAGAUCAAUGCCUAUAACACCUAACCAUGCUGUAUGGGGUGCACUGCUUGGAGCUUGUGUGAUUCAUGAGAAUGUUGAACUUGGAGAGGUAGCUGCUAGGUGGACUUUUGAGCUUGAGCCUGAAAACACCGGUAAUUAUAUUUUGUUGGCAAAACUUUAUGCUGCUGUAGGAAGAUGGAGAGAUGCAGAGAAGGUUAGAGAUAUCAUGGCAAAUGAGGCGGGACUAAGAAAACUACCUGCUCACAGUUUAGUCGAGGUUAGAGAUAUGUGAAUCGAACAUGGUCAUUUGGACUACAAUGCACAACCAAUAAAACUCUGUUCCAAAUGAUAGUCGUCAUUAUUGGCGUAGUUAUGAAGAGCCUACAAAACGUGAAAGUUCCUCUAUAGAGGUCUGUUGAGGCACAAUGGCAACUACCAAAAAGUGCCAAAUUUCAUGGGAUUUCAGACACAUUCAUCAUCACCUGAUAAGCUUCCCAGUUGUCAUGUUGGUGAUAUAACGAGAAAUUUUUUGAGUUAUUCAUAAUUUUGCCUUUUGCAAUGGCUGUCUGGUUGUUGUUGAUCCGUUAGACUGGCCACUACAACUCAUUCUCUCAUUUUCUUGCAAGAUGGCAAGAAUGACACUGACUGAGGAAAGAGGCAGGGGGGAUAUUGGUCGGUGGUGCCACCUAUUCUUAUAUUUUAUGCAACCGCUUGUUGGCUAUGUUGAUCAUGAUCAACAUAAUGACUUUGCUUGCUUCUGAUGCAUCCGUGCUUUUUGUUUAAUGGCUUGUCUCUACGAAGACUUAGAUACUGCUGUCAAUAUGUAACUUGUACUAUUUAGCUAAACUGUGGCAGGUAAAAGAAGCUAGGUUCUAACCCAAAACUCUGUUCUUGACUGUGUUCCAUCUUAAAUAAUUGGGGCCAUUAUCAAACUAUUCUGAAAAGAAAAGGUGGAGCUGAAAAACAUUCAUCUAACAAUUCUGUAGUAA
Messenger RNA from Vigna radiata var. radiata (mung bean), 2793 nucleotides. RefSeq names its product pentatricopeptide repeat-containing protein At5g39350. The transcript is spliced from 4 exons. Gene Ontology annotation, biological process: RNA modification. The record is from RefSeq and is a predicted model, not a curated record. Gene Ontology annotation, molecular function: RNA binding; protein binding. NCBI's taxonomy places the organism in Eukaryota, Viridiplantae, Streptophyta, Magnoliopsida, Fabales, Fabaceae. The coding region runs from base 93 to 2096 and encodes 667 amino acids.